AUGCCCGUCAAGUCCAAGCCCAUCCCCGCCCUCUACACGGUGUACAUCCUCCGUUCCACGGUACGCCACGCGUCGCUCUACAUCGGCUCGACUCCCAAUCCCCCUCGCCGUCUGAAGCAGCACAAUGGCGAGGCUCGUGGCGGCGCUGCUCGUACCUCUCGUCUGAGCUUGAGGCCUUGGGAAAUGGUCGGUCUCGUCUCUGGCUUCCCGGGCAGUAUCGCUGCUUUGAAAUUCGAGUGGGCGCUGACCAACCCGCAUCUCUCAUUACACAUACCUUCCGCGUCGCGAAUCACUGUUUCGGCCGGAGUUAAGAAGAACGGCCAUCCCCGCCGACCCCGCGCGAGCUUGAACUCGAUUCUCUCCAAUCUGCAGCUUUUGCUAAGUGUCCCCAGCUUCUGUCGGUGGCCGCUAAAGCUGCACUUCUUUGCGCCUGAUGUGCAUUCCGCCUGGAAGUCCAUCACUGCCACUUCGACUGAACCCCUCCGCGAAACGCUCCCUAUCCUCACCGACUUUGGCCCCGACCCUGCUGCACGUCUAGCUGACGUCGCCGCACCCUGGGGCAUCCAUGCUUUACCCGUGGACUACACUUCAGUGAAAGAGUAUGUGGAAAAGGGUCAGUCUAUCAAGGCCUUCGAGCGGGAGGGAAGUUGCGUUGUUUGCCAGAAAGAAAUAAACCCUGGCAAGAGCCUGCAUGCUGUAUGUCCCAACACGGGCUGUGAAGGUGUCGGUCAUCUGGCUUGCUGGAGCCGUCAUUUUCUCCACCACGAAGGCGAGCGGCAAGCUGUCGUCCCUAUUCACGGUCGCUGUCCCCGAUGUGGGGGCGAUGUGCGGUGGGUCGAUAUGAUGAAAGAGCUGACAUUGCGAGAGAGGGGCACCAAAGAGAUUGAGACCCUCCUCAAGGAGAAAAGGAGGCGAGCGAAGAACUGA
Molecule: messenger RNA, 927 nt
Organism: Colletotrichum truncatum
Lineage: Eukaryota; Fungi; Ascomycota; Sordariomycetes; Glomerellales; Glomerellaceae
Product: Structure-specific endonuclease subunit SLX1
Biological process (GO): double-strand break repair via homologous recombination
Cellular component (GO): Slx1-Slx4 complex
Molecular function (GO): crossover junction DNA endonuclease activity; 5'-flap endonuclease activity
Source: RefSeq, a predicted model, not a curated record